UAUCCACGUUGUUUACGAACCAGAACACGCAGAGGCAAGGCAAGGUAUCCCACACGUGAGCGGUGUGGGGUUCUGAUGGGCUCGGCUAGAUAUUUUAUCACGACUCCCAUAUUUUACGUAAAUGCUGCACCUCACAUAGGUCAUUACCACACAGUUGUCCUAGCGGAUACUCUGCAUCGAGUUCACAAACUUCUUGCGCCGAAGCAACACACUGUAUUCGCAACUGGAACCGACGAACAUGGACUGAAGAUCCAGCAAGCGGCGACUAGAGCACACCAACACGAAGUCACUUUCUGUUCCGAAAUAUCCACCAAAUUCAAGGACCUGUUUGACAGCUCUUCCAUAACACACACUCACUUCACGAGGACCAGCGACACGAGGCACAAAAAAUGUGUCCGUCACUUUUGGGACAAACUGCGUCAAGAUGGACAUCUGUACAGUGGAAGCUACAAGGGGUGGUAUUGUACACAAGAUGAAGUAUUUUUAUCAGAGUCGGAAAUCAAAGAAGUCACAGGACAUCAGGGCGUUCCGCAAAAGGUCAGUAUAGAAUCUGGACAUCCGGUUGAAUGGAUGGAAGAGAAGAAUUACAUGUUCAAGUUGUCCGAGUUCCAAGAUGACCUCCUUCACUGGUUAAGGUCGUCAGAAAGCAUUGUGCAGCCUUCAAAAUUUCAAAGCCUUUUAAAAAAUUGGAUCAGCGCUGGUCUCAACGAUCUCUCCGUAUCUCGGCAGAGCUCCAGGGUACACUGGGGCAUUCCAGUUCCUGGCGACGACACACAGACGAUCUAUGUGUGGCUUGAUGCCCUUGUCAAUUACCUCACUGCAAGUGGAUAUCCAGACAGCAAUCACAUGUGGCCCCCUGACUGCCAUGUCAUUGGGAAAGAUAUCUUGAAAUUUCAUGGAAUCUAUUGGCCAGCGUUUCUCAUGGCAGCGGGGUUAGAACCCCCUCGGCACAUCCUCUGUCACUCUCAUUGGAUGGUGAAUGAUGAAAAGAUGUCAAAAAGCAAAGGAAACGUGGUGUGCCCAUUUAAUGAAAUUGAGAGGUACACAGCAGAUGGCCUGCGUUACUUCCUCCUAAGGGAAGGAGUACCACAUUCGGAUGGCAAUUUCAGCAGCACAUCAGUGCAUCGGCUCUUGAAUGCAGAGUUGGCUGACAACCUGGGAAACCUGUUGAGCAGGUGCACUGCACUGUUAGUCAAUAAGGACCAGAUAUUUCCUAGCUGUGAUAAGGCAUUCUUCAAGUCGUUCCCGAGAGGGCAAAAACUGCUUCAAGAAGUCUACGAACUUCCAGAUAAAGUGCGUGCAAAGUACCUCGAAGGCAACAUCUACCUUGGCCUGGACGCCAUCAUGCAUGUCUUGAGACAGACCAACGCCUUGGUACAAGACAACAAGCCCUGGGAACUGGCAAAGUCGGAGGGAUGCCAGGACCUCCUCCAUGCAGUGCUGUAUGCCUCACUGGAGGCCCUCAGAGUUUCUGCAAUCAUAAUGCAGCCCGUAAUCCCGACAAUCGCAUCCAAGGUCCUGGACAAACUGAAUAUUGGGGAGAACGAAAGGAACUGGACGGACGCUGAGAGAAGCAACAUCCAUCAGAGAUCCCUGGCGGUGGAGAACAUCUACGUAUUUCCACGGCUGAAAGCACAGAGAGCAUUGUAAAUAGAUUAGUCAUUCCCUGUAUAGUGAAAAAAAAAAAAAAGGAAGGGCACUGUAUUCAGGCUAGUGGUUGAAUCAAGUAAAAAGUCAUGUUGUAUGGGA
Molecule: messenger RNA, 1749 nt
Organism: Ornithodoros turicata
Lineage: Eukaryota; Metazoa; Arthropoda; Arachnida; Ixodida; Argasidae
Gene: MetRS-m
Product: methionine--tRNA ligase, mitochondrial-like
Exons: 12
Coding region: 76-1650 (524 amino acids)
Biological process (GO): methionyl-tRNA aminoacylation
Molecular function (GO): ATP binding; methionine-tRNA ligase activity
Source: RefSeq, a predicted model, not a curated record